AUGGCGAGGCCAAUUGCGGUGGAGAAGGAGAAGCACGAGAAGAAACUGGUCCUUCCCUUGAGUCCUUCUAGUACUACUCCUGUAGACGACAAUGAUCUGCUUCACGUAGAUGAACUUCAACUUGCUGUUCGUGGACACGGUGCCUGUGCCGUGCCCCAGCUCACCACACGUUGUGGCUUCUUCUUCCAGAGCUGCUGUCCUGGAAGACUCGCGUACAAGUCCACGCCACAGUCUCUUACGCUGUCGUGGACGCCGUCUGCUGACAAGAGGGCGCGCACCAACUGCGACGGUAGACGUAAGGGCCGCUUACUGGCGGUCGGGAAGCGACGAGGGAAACUGGUGAUGGCCAACAUGUUGCUCGGGGGUGCUGAAAAGAGGACGUGA
Messenger RNA from Phytophthora nicotianae INRA-310, 384 nucleotides. RefSeq lists its product as hypothetical. NCBI's taxonomy places the organism in Eukaryota, Oomycota, Peronosporomycetes, Peronosporales, Peronosporaceae. The record is from RefSeq and is a predicted model, not a curated record. The transcript has 2 exons. Bases 1 to 384 code for a protein of 127 amino acids.